UUGAGUGAGUGAGUUUUAAUUAGCUAAUUAAUUAAUUAAUUAAUCAAUCAAUCAAUAAUUAAUCAAUUCUCAGAAUACGCUCGCCGAACUCGAUCCGGAUCCGAAGUUCGAUUUCCCACUUUUGAAACAUCGGAUGGAUUUUUGUCGCCGGCCAAUGCGAUUCUACCAAAAUCGUCGUUGUCGGUGGUGAUUCCAACGCAUUGGUGAGUUUUUUUUCGGUAUUUCUCAUGUUAGGCUUAUUUUUCUGAAAAUAAAUUGGGCCUAUGUUUUUUAGCAUUGCUCAGGUUAGGCUUAUUUCUCUUUACAGCAUUGCUCAGAUUAGGCUUACUUAUAUUUUUUGAAAAUAAAUUUGGCCUGUGUUUUUUAGCAUUGCUCAGGUUAGGCUUACAUAUUUUUCAGAAAAUGAAAUUUUCUGCAUUGCUCAGGUUAGGCUUACAAUUAAAUAUUUUUCUGAAAAUAAAUUGGGCCUAUGUUUUUUAGCAUUGCUUAGGUUAGGCUCACUUAUUUUUCUCUAAAUGAAUUAGGCUUGAUUUUUUAGCAUUGCUCAUGUUAGGCUUAUUUUCUGAAAUUGAAUUAGGCCUAUAUUUUUUAGCAUUGCUCAGGUUAGGCUUACAUUUUUUCUCAGAAUUGCUCAGAUUCGGCUCGCAUAUUUUUUUGAAAAUAUGUUUUUUAGUAUUGCUCAGGUUAGGCUUAAAAUUAAAUAUUUUUUUGAAAAUAAAUUUGGCCUAUGUUUUUUAGCAUUGCCCAGGUUAGGUCCAUUUUUAACAGCGGUUUAAUUUCCAUUUUUUUUAAACUUUUGAACAAUUUUUAACUGGAAAUCUAGAUGUUCAAAAAAUUAAGUUUCAAAUUGUCUAGAAAAAAGUUGAUUUUCAGUCCACCACCUCAAAAAUCAUCAGCCACAACGCCCAAACAAAAAUCUUCCCCACAUCGUUCCCGUUCCCGCUCGCCAUCUCUUUCCUCUGUCGUCCUCUCCACUUCCCCCCUCGCAACAUCAUUCGGAAGUCCACACCAUUCAACCCACUCAACACUUCGCGGUUUCGUUUUGGGACAUCGACCGAUUCCGAUCCACGGAUCAUCAACACUUCCAUCGCCAAGAUCUUCAUCGAAUGGUUUGCCACCAAAAUCACGCCCAACUAUUUUGCCCAAUAAAAUGGGAACUAUUAAAGAAGGUGAUUUUUUUAUUUUUCGGGAAAUUUUAUAAAAAAUCAAUUUUCAGCAAACUUCUUGACAUCUGAACAAGUUUCCCGUGUUUGA
Messenger RNA from Caenorhabditis angaria, 1254 nucleotides. Lineage: Eukaryota; Metazoa; Nematoda; Chromadorea; Rhabditida; Rhabditidae. The record is from the annotation of a GenBank genome assembly.